UAAUAUCAAAGCCCGGUUAAUUGUAAUUGGUCUUAAUUAACAUUAAAGGAUAUGCAAACACAGUACUUUAGAUUUUAUGACCUUCAGUGAUCAGGUCAAUGGCAGAAACAUUGAACAAGAAUAUUAGACAAGACCAGUUCUCUGGAAGGGUCACUCGACCCAAAACAUUAAUUCUGAUUCUCUCCACAGAUGUUGAUGGACCUGCUGAGCUUUUCCAGCAACUUCUGUGUUUGUUUAAAACACAGAUUAACUACAAAUGAAGAUAAUCAUAUUCUUGAUAAAGAUUUCUUCAAUCAAUCAUUUUGAAGUAACAGCUUUUUUGUCUCACCGUGAUCAAGGAAUUUAUUUUAUCAAUGUGAAACAAAAUGAAUUUAUCAGACAAUGAGAAUUCAGACAAUGUGCAAUAUUGUUUUGAAUUGGUCAACACGUCCUGUACCAGAGUCACCAGGUCAAUUGCAAUUAAUGUAGCACUGUACAUUUUUAUUAUCACUUCAAUACUCAUUACUAUAUUUGGAAACCUGGUGGUGGUCAUUUCUGUUUUACAUUUCAAACAACUACAGACACCCACCAAUUUUCUUCUCUCAUCUUUGGCAGUUGUGGACUUUCUAGUUGGCUUUAUUGUACUGCCGUAUAGUAUGGUUAGGUCAGUGGAAACAUGCUGGUAUUUUGGAGAAGUGUUCUGUAAAAUUCAUUCAAUUAUAGAGAUUGCGUUAACUGUUGUUUCAAUUUAUACUUUAUGUUUUAUUGCCAUUGAUCGUUAUUAUGCUAUGUGUGACCCUUUGUUUUACUCUAUAAAGAUCACUCUACCUGUAACGGUUAUGACAAUUAUACUAAUUUGGCUGUUUGCUGUCUUUUAUGGACUUAGUGUAUUUUUACUAGACUUUAGUAAAAAGACUGUAGACAAUUAUGUAGCUGUAAGGUCCUGCGAGGGCAGCUGUAUUGCAUACCAUAAGUUUGAGGGGCAUAUAGAUGCAUUGAUUGUAUUUUUUAUUCCAAUUUUUAUCAUUUUAGGAAUAUAUGUCAAGAUAUUUUUUGUAACAAGAUGCAAACUUUGUAGAAAGAUUGAAAAUAUGCCAAAUGAUAGACACUGUACUGAAGAAAACAAUGUCAAAAUUAUGCAUAAAAAGGACCAGAUAGUUGUUAGAAACCAAGACAUAUUAAUUGGAGUUUUUACGUUAUCCUGGCUGCCUUUCUAUGUAAAUAGCAUUGUUAACCCAUAUUUUGAUUUUUUAAUCCCACCAGUUUUGGAUAGUGUAUUUGCAUGGUUUGGAUUCUUUAAUUCUACUUUAAACCCUUUGCUGUAUGCUUUCUUGUAUCCAUGGUUUCGGAAAUCACUAAAACUUAUACUUUCUUGUCAGAUAUUUAACUCUGAUCCUUCUACAGUUAAUUUUCUUUCUGAGUAACCACAUAUGGAAAUGAUGCAAAAAAUGAAAUA
Molecule: messenger RNA, 1435 nt
Organism: Stegostoma tigrinum
Lineage: Eukaryota; Metazoa; Chordata; Chondrichthyes; Orectolobiformes; Stegostomatidae
Product: trace amine-associated receptor 4-like
Exons: 2
Coding region: 366-1403 (345 amino acids)
Biological process (GO): G protein-coupled receptor signaling pathway
Cellular component (GO): membrane
Molecular function (GO): trace-amine receptor activity
Source: RefSeq, a predicted model, not a curated record